AAAAAAAAAAAAAAAAAAAAAAAGACAUCGGAGCUGAGAUCAAAACGGCCCUGCAUUUGGGGGCAGAAUUAGGACUUUUCGCCAUGUGGUACUAGGUAGCUCUCCCAGCCUUGGCUGUACUAGUCUAGUAGAUGCUUCCUACCUGCCUACGUUCUAGUGUAAGUACAGCAGUGUAGCAGGAGUAACAUAUCUUGAGAAGCGAGCAACAAGGGGAUGAUCCUCCGUCCCCCGCCUGUCACCCUCCCACACCAUAUGCUCCCACUCUGCUCCCACAUAUCGAAGUAGGUAUGUAGGUAUAGGUAGGUAUAUGUACGUACGGAUAUGGAGUAGGUAGCGUAGGUACUAUCAGUGCAGGCUAUUUUCAUACUACUCUCCCCAUGCUGCUCUUGUGACUUUUGUUUCCUGGAUCCUUCUUUCACGCAAAAUGGCAGCUCUUGAAUUUUAUAUGUAGACGUGUUGAUUUUUUCCGUUUUCCCCAUUUUUCCCUAGUUUCCCUCUGAUUUCCCCAAUAGGGGCGCCGACGCGUAUACGUCUGGUCACCUCGCGUAUACUUCGAUCGCAAUCGGCUUUCACCUUCGCCCUGUUCAGUCUGUGACACAUCGUAUAUUGGCGGUUGUAGAGCUUAGAGGGGCGACUAAGGGGGUUCGCAAUCGGUCAUUGCACGGCAUAGCGAACAAUUCCGACUCACUAGUGUGCACGAUUAACAACAUAAAAAUACACCAUCAUGGAGAGUACUGAAGACGGCCCAAGCCAGCUCGCUGCCGAGCUCAAGUCACAAUCGCAUCCGGCUAGGAACAUGGAAAUGGCAAUUGAGCAUGAUCGGAUAUCGUGGGGAGGCGGCAGUGCACCUUCGCUCCCAUCUAUUGAUGAUGACCCUCACUCAGAUGCCAUGAGCAUAACGGAUAGUGUCAAAUCGUCCACCAUGUCCUUAGAUCCGACGUUGUAUCACUUCAUUGAAGAAAAUGGCCGGACCUAUCAUAAAUAUAAGCAAGGGAGAUAUUUCUUGCCGAAUGAUUCGGCAGAACAGGAACGGCUUGAUCUACAACAUCAGCUUUUCUGUAUCACAAUAGGAAGCAAGCUGAAUCUAUGUCCACUUCCAAAAACGCCCAAAAGAGUACUGGACAUUGCCACAGGCACUGGAAUAUGGGCAAUAGAAUUUGCUUCUCAAUACCCCGAUACCGAGGUCAUCGGCACAGACCUUAGCCCUAUCCAACCUCAUUAUUUGCCCGAGAACUGUAGAUUCGAAAUAGACGAUGCGGAAGACGAUUGGACGUAUAACGAACCUUUCUCGUUUAUCCAUGGCCGCGCACUGAUGAGUUGUUUCGACGACCCAAGUCGCGUCGUCAAGCAAGCGUACGAGAACCUCGAGCCCGGCGGAUUCAUCGAGUUCCAAGAUGCACUAUUCCCCAUGUAUUGGGUCGGCGAACCUGUCAAGGAGUCGGCGCUCUAUCGGUGGAACGAGCUCCUUAUGGAGGGUGUUCGGAGGAUCGGACGGUCGUGGAGCAACGUGGUCAACUAUCCGCGGUACUUUGAGGAAGCCGGGUUCGUGAACAUUGUCGAUCGACGGUUCUACUGGCCGACUUCCCCCUGGGCCAAGGGCAAGUAUUUCAAGACGGUCGCCAUGUACUUUCAGGAAGACAUGAUCUCGGGAAUGGAAGCGAUCAGUAUGAAGGUGCUGCAAGCCACAGGCAUGUCGCCCCAGGAGAUCAAGGACUUCUGCGAGGAGGUUAAGAGGGACUUUAGGGAUACUAACUUGCAUGCAUACCUCACCGUAUCGUACAUCUAUGCGCAGAAACCCCUAGAUAAUCCGUAGUCAUGUGCUUAGAUGAAAUAGAUGCGCUUUUACAAUGAUAGCGAUGAUGCGGCCAUAUUUAAGUAGGUACUUUAUAUGAAAUUAGACACAGACAACGGCUCACAUAGAUACUAUCUUCUGCACCACCCAAGUCAGCCCACUGCCGAAAGACUUAAUCGUGAAUACCUUUUCUAGGCUACUCGUAUGCAACAAAACACGUAAACUAGUUUUGUUUACCACAUUCUAUAGCAUUAAUGCUGGAUUCGUUAGAGAAACUCGAGUUCUUGAGAUCGGUUGGCCGGCUAUGAAUACUCCACCUGGAAGGAUUGCUUAUUCCCUAGGGCAGCCUAGCUUUGAAUGUGGUGGACUUUCCCGCCCGGACAUAACGGAAUUAUUACGCUUUCAUUUCCAU
Xylaria bambusicola is the source of this 2204-nucleotide messenger RNA. RefSeq names its product S-adenosyl-L-methionine-dependent methyltransferase. The coding region runs from base 725 to 1813 and encodes 362 amino acids. Gene Ontology annotation, molecular function: methyltransferase activity. The record is from RefSeq and is a predicted model, not a curated record. The transcript has 10 exons. Lineage: Eukaryota; Fungi; Ascomycota; Sordariomycetes; Xylariales; Xylariaceae.